This is a messenger RNA of Solanum dulcamara, 591 nucleotides long. Its product is annotated as light-regulated protein, chloroplastic. The record is from RefSeq and is a predicted model, not a curated record. Gene Ontology annotation, cellular component: chloroplast. Bases 71 to 493 code for a protein of 140 amino acids. The transcript is spliced from 3 exons. NCBI's taxonomy places the organism in Eukaryota, Viridiplantae, Streptophyta, Magnoliopsida, Solanales, Solanaceae.
UUUCUCAAACAUCAACUUUUCUAGUUAGUACAUACAUAAUCAUAUUGAAUUGAAUUAAUCACAUCUCAAAAUGCAGGCAACUUUGUUUUUUACACCAUCAUCUAUUCACCUAGUGACACCACCCAAGCCCUUAGCAAGGUCACCUUUGAAAUCUAUUUCUACUCAUCUCAAAAUUACUCACACUACAUGUCCUCCAAUUAAAGCAACUACUCUUGACACUUCCACAGUUGAUUAUAGUUCCAUGACCUCGUCAGUGUUUCCAGCUGAAGCUUGUGAGACAAUAGGUGGAGAAGCUUGUGAUGUUGAAAUGUAUCCUGAAACCAAACCCAAAUCUGCAGUCCCACCCACAGCCACAAGCAACACUGCAUCUUCUGAGAGUGUAGACAGAGAAUAUCUUGUCUACAACGAACCUAAAACUGUAUUCUUAGCAGAAGCUUGUGAUGAUCUUGGAGGAGAAUUCUGUGAAGCAGAGUAUCAGACUGGAGUUUACUAAGACUAGUACUCUUUAAUUAUUGUUCAUAUCCAUAUGUAGAUAAUUAAUAACAUGUGAAUGUAUGAUAUUCUAUCUGAAUAAUUAUUCCGAUUUUCUCU